CUCCCACAUGGGGUGACUAGAGGCUUAGUGUGAGCCUGAUUAGUUGUGUUGCUGCUGGGUCCAAGAUGUUAGUAGAGACGAGCACCCAAACAAAUGCAUGGACAUAGACUUGCUUCUGUACCAGUUCCAGAGAAGAUGGUGGCCACUGUGCACACCUUGCUCACCUCAAGUAAACAUGUUCAACCUGAUGAGCAACUGCUGCAACUGGGUCUCCAAAAUCCAGGAGCCCAUCAGGAAAGUCACUGUUCUUGUGGUCGGUCUUGACAAAGCAGGAAAAACAUCCUCCAUCAGAGGGAUGUUGAGAGUCCCCCACGGCGUAGACGCAGGGCCCACCCACGGCUGCAUCAGGAAUGAGCUGAGAGUGGAGAACUACCUGGUCACGCUGCUGGAUGUUGGAGGAUCAGCAGAGUCGAGAGGAGCCUGGAGGGAGCUCUGUGGAGAGGCCCACGGGAUCAUCUUCGUGCUGGACUCCAGCGACAGGCUGAGGAUAAAGGAGGUCAAAGAGGUUCUCGCUGACCUGCUGAAGCAAUCGAGAGUGGCGGGAAAACCCAUACUGGUGUUGGCCAACAAACAGGAUAAAAUGAACGCUUUGCUGGGAAGUGAACUGAUUGAGAUUCUGUCUCUAGAGAAGCUGGUCAACCAGAGCCGCUCUCUGUGCCAUAUUGAGCCUUGUUCAGCCUUAAUGGACCUGCGACGCUGGUCAGACAGAAAGACUCUGCGAGGCCUUCGCUGGCUGCUGCGUGCUGUUUGCCUGGAUUACCCAGAGCUCUGCACUCGAGUAGCCCAGGACAGCAAGAGGCCUCUGGAGGCACGAGAGAGAGAGAAGAUCGGAAAAGCAGAGAAAGUGCGCAAAAAACCCAAAGUGGAACGAAUUCGAUCCAGCAAGUCGGACCUCCGUCAGGUUCAUCGGCCCAAAGACAAGGAGAAAAAGACCAAGGUGGAGGGAAAGCUGCAACCUAUUCGGAACAUGCUGCAAAAGGAGACCACGCUGAAAAAGAAGCUGAAGACAAAGAAGAAGAAGAAGCAGGUUAAGGUCAAGGAAGGUGAAAAAGACCAAGAACAGGCCAACGAACAAGAGGAGGAAGAGGAGGGUGAUGGUAACGAAGGAGAGCAAGAAAACGCCAGUCACAGAGACAGAGCCAGCAGCGCCCUGAUCCCUCCGAAAAAAGGCAAACUGAAACGCAAAACUAAAGUGAAAGAAGAGACUCUGGAUGUGCCGGAGUCACCUGACAAUGACGAGAAGCCGCUGAAAGGGGAAAAGAGGAAGAAGAAGAAAGUUGUGAAAGUAAAAAGAAAAAACAAGAUCAACACAGAGGAGAUGCCUGAAGCUUAUUCUCAACCUGUGGACCUUUCUGCUACUUUUGAUCUUUACCGAAAAGCGAUCCAGGCUCUGAAGGACCGUCAGGAUCAGGGGCAGUGAGAGUGAAUCCUGGUUGUGCACAGCAGUAGCUUUUACACAACAUCACUUCACUAACUACUAUUUCUAUAUUACUUCCUGUACAGUAGGCUGACCACCUGAUCCCUGAACAUGUGGAAUGAAACUGCAGAUUCCAAAUUGUAGUGAAGGGCAGGUUUAAAUAAUACUUAAAUUAAAAAAAGAAAAACUAAAAACAUCAAUAAUAUAAAAUUUCUAAAAA
Messenger RNA from Stegastes partitus (bicolor damselfish), 1637 nucleotides. It is a transcript of the gene arl13a, whose product is annotated as ADP-ribosylation factor-like 13A. Gene Ontology annotation, molecular function: GTP binding; GTPase activity. Gene Ontology annotation, cellular component: ciliary membrane; non-motile cilium. The coding region runs from base 98 to 1420 and encodes 440 amino acids. Gene Ontology annotation, biological process: receptor localization to non-motile cilium; non-motile cilium assembly. NCBI's taxonomy places the organism in Eukaryota, Metazoa, Chordata, Actinopteri, Pomacentridae. The transcript has 10 exons. The record is from RefSeq and is a predicted model, not a curated record.